AUGGCGAAGGAGAAUAAUCUGUCGAGCUUGGUUCACGAACUGCGUGAAAGGGUCGCCGCAUCUUCCUCCACUCCGGCAAACAUCUUUGGUCACUCUUCUGGAGACGACGAUGCUCUGGAGAUUCGAUUUCGUGCUGUCAUCCCAAAUCUCCUGAAUACCUUCCUUGUCCCUUCUCUCGGCAAAGGGAGGGAAGUUACUGCUGUGAUGAAGCUUGUUGGUCACACAGCAAGGACCAUUCCGGGAGUUUUCUAUCACGGGAAUCCUGCUGCUAUCUUCCCUGUGAUUGGUCGUAUUAUCCCCUUCUUUGCCGAACCAGAGUUUGUUCCUGGGCAUGGGGUACUACUUGAAACUGUUGGCUCUCUCUUAAUGUUGCUGCGUUCCAACUCAAGGAAGGCCUACCGGAUCUUCUUCCAUGACGCUUUGCAGGCCAUUCAAGAUAUGCAACCUAUUGCAUCGCUUAAUUCCAGGGAACCGGAACUCUGUGAAUCUCACAUUCCAUUUAGGUGUUUCUCUAUGUCCUUUUCUGGAAUUUGGGGUGAUUCUUGUCAUCUCUGUGAUCUACCAGAUGCUAAUAAGCCCACAGAUGGGGAUGGUCUUGUGUUGAACUUAUUGGGAGCCCAACGGUGGCAACCUUUUGCUACUUGUAUCAUUAAACUCGUCUGUAAAUGCCUAACCGAGGGGACACUCUACGUCGAGGGUCUCGUCCAUACAUCAUUUGUUACAGCCGCUUCUUCUUUAGUAUGCUGUGGUGGUGCAGAUGUGCAGAUGGCAUGCUUUGAAUUUGCUUCUCUUGUCGGAUCAAUCCGUAGUUUCAACAUCCUCCCUCAUGUGCCCUUGAUACAGUCAAUCAUCCUCCUUUUAGGUGCAGAUGGAGAAGGACUUCCUGUGUACAGGAAUGCGAUUUAUGAUUCUUCCAUUGGACGUUGCCUUACGACAGUAUAUUCCCUCUGCUCUGAUGUUGCUGUCCAACUAACUGCCGAAAGUUUAGUGUUGGUAUUCCCUCAUGCAUUACAGAGAACAAAUAGCGAGGAGCUUAAGGCUUCCUUGUGCAGUGCAUACGUGCGGAUCGUGAAAUCUUGUCCUCCCUGUAUCUGGAAGCUAAAUUGCCUUUUAGAGUUGCUUCAUCUUUCCGAACCUUGUAUUCAAUUGACAGAAUGUUUUAAGGCCGUUACUGUUGUUCUUGGACCUGGUUUUGUUCGAGGUGAGACAACCAAAUCAGGUGAUCAUACAUUAGCAGCAAGUGAUAGACCUGUCAAGGGUGUUCACGUCGGACAAAAAAGGCAUAUUAAUGAUGGAAGCACCUACAAAAGGAAGCGCCUGAAACUUGAUGCUGAUACUCAACAAGGGAUUUACUUGGCUCCUGAAAUUGCCGAUAAGACUGAUGGAGAAAAUGCUGAUAGUCUGCGUGGGAUGAUUAUUUCGACUAUAGAAUCUUUAAAGCCUCCACCUGGUGGACCUAGUCUGUUACGGCCUGAAAUUUCAGUUGUGGCACUUAGCAUACUCACCAAUGCAUUUUGUUUUUGUCCCUGGACUGGUAUGACUCAUCGCUUGUUUCACCAGAUGUAUGCCUGGAUUCCCUGGAUUGCUGAGCAGGUUGAGAAAGAAAAUCCUAUCAUGUUCGAUAUUUCUAUAUACUUGGAAGGAAUUCACAAUCUGCUGCUCAUGCCCGAUUUGGAUUCACGAAACAAAUAUAAAAGUAAAGGGAAUGAUUUGGAUGCCAUACAAGUUGUGCUGAAGCUUUCUUGGACGCAUUUUCUGUUGUUUAGGAGGCCCGGUUCUCUAUUAAAGUCCAAGUGCUUAUCUGUGAGGAUAUGGACAAAGCUUGGUUUACGUGACGGGAGCGGUUUGGAUAUCUUCAGUAUGGCUCUUUCUGAUGACUCUGAACAAGUGCGAGCUGUCGCUGUUAUCUCCAUGCCACUCAAAGUUUUUUUCUCUGAACUUGAUACCCUUCCUCAUAUACUCCGGAAGCUGGAGAGUUUGUUGAAAGAUGAGCAUUUGAUGGCUAAGAAGACCAUUCCUCUGUCCCUUGGCCUCUUAUCGUGCCUCUAUGGAUCGAGUGCCACUGGCUCAGAAAAAACUGCAGGCCAUUUGUUCCUAUAUGAAGAUAUAAAGAAAGAUGAGACUCUGAAUGGUCUGCUUCAAGGUUUCCGAUGUUCAAAAUGUGAUAAAUUUUUCAAAAGCAAAGAUGAGAACCAUUUCAGAAUCAUAGAGACUCCGGAGAUGGUGAAAAUGGAAAUGGAUCAUCAUCGUGAUUGCUUUGAAUCCUUUUAUUUUAAUCUUCUCUAUGAUGAGUCUUGUGAAGAGACUCAACUAGCCUGUGUAGAAGUAAUACGAAGAAUUCUUGGCCACACAGCCCCAGAUAUUCUGGCAAGAAAAAGGUCUCAGUGGAUAAAAUGCCUUCAAUAUCUGUUACUUCAUGUAAAUACAGAUGCAAGGGAAGCAUUCUGUGCUCAGAUUGGUAUCUUUGUACAGCAUCCAAUUUUGAGCUGUUUGUUUCUUGAUGAAGAUGCUAUGGAGAACAGCUGCGAAAGGAAUUUUUUUAAUUUGAUUGAGCAUUCUCUAGCAACAGCUCAGGAUCCUCUUGUCAUCCAGACCCUCUUGGAAUCAACAGCUGAAGUUAUGAUAGCUGUUGAUAUUACCAGUGAGCUUUUCUUGUUUUCUCUUUUCCUGCUGAUUGAUCAGCUCGAUCAUCCAAACUUGAUCGUCCGAAUAAAUGCAUCAAGGCUGACCAGCCGUCCAAAUGUGGUGAGAGAAUUUGCAGAGGCUGUUUUGGGUGUUGAAACUGAAGAACUUGUGAGGAAAAUGGUCCCCAUUGUUCUUCCUAAGCUAUUGGUAUAUUGGCAGGAAAAUUCUCAAGCAGCCAAUACCUUGAACGAACUGGCCAAGGUCUUAGACAUAGAUGUGGUACCUCUAAUAGUAAACUGGCUACCCAGAGUUCUUGCUUUUGCUCUGAAUCAAAAAGAAGAGAGGAAUCUGCUCUCAGUUUUGCAAUUGUAUCACUCACAGAUUGGUUCUGACAACAAGGAAAUUUUUGCUGCUGCAUUACCUGCACUCUUAGAUGAGCUCGUAUGCUUUGUGGACAUUGCUGAUACACCCGAGACAGAUAGAAGACUUCAGAGACUGCCUGAGGCAAUAAAGAAGAUCUCAAAAGUUUUAACAAAUGCGGAAGACCUUCCUGGCUUUCUACAAAACCAUUUUGUUGGGCUCCUCAACAGUAUUGACAGAAAACUGCUUCAUGCAGAUGAUAUUUUUCUUCAAAAACAAGCACUGGAGCGUAUUAAGCUGCUCAUUGAGAUGAUGGGCCACUAUCUCAGCACAUAUGUACCGAAGCUUAUGGUUCUCCUUAUGCAUGCCAUUGACAAAGAUGCACUUCAGAGCGAGGGUCUCUUAGUCUUGCAUUUUUUUACAAAAAAGCUUGCUGCCGUAUCGCCCUCUAGCAUAAAGUAUGUAAUAUCUCAGGUUUUUGCGGCACUUAUACCCUUCUUAGAGGGAGAGAAGGAAGGUCCCCAAGUUGUGAAAAUUCUUGAAGAACUUGUUUUGAAGAAUAGGGAUAUACUAAAGCAGCACAUCUGUGAGUUUCCCCUCUUACCUAGCAUACCUUCCUUAGCAGAAUUGAACAAUGCUAUUCAAGAAGCACGUGGAUUUAUGAGCCUGAAGGAUCAGUUACGAGAUAUUGUAAAUUGUAUGAAACAUGAGAACCUGAACGUUAGGUACAUGGUGGCAUGUGAGCUAAGCAAAUUGCUGUAUCAAAGAAAUGAAGAUGUUGCUGCACUGAUUGCCGGUGAACUUACCUCAGACAUGGAGAUUUUGAGCUCUUUGAUCACAUCUUUACUACAGGGGUGUGCAGAAGAAUCACGAACUAGAGUGGGUCAGAGGUUGAAGUUAGUCUGUGCAGAUUGUCUUGGAGCAAUAGGUGCUAUUGACCCCGCCAAAGUGAGAGUUGCUUCAUGCAGUCGUUUUAAAAUCCAGUGCUCAGAUGAUGAUCUUAUCUUUGAGCUCAUUCACAAACACUUGGCAAGAGCUUUUAGAGCUGCACAGGAUCCAAUCAUACAAGACUCAGCUGCUCUUGCCAUUCAGGAAUUACUAAAGAUUGCUGGUUGUGAGCCAUCAUUAGCUGGAAAUGUUGUUGUGUUUACCCCACAGGAACGUGUGCAACUCAAUGUGUCUGGUUCUAGAAGAUCUGGAGGUAGCAAUGAAGUGCAUGACAGGGGACAAAAACUAUGGGACCGGUUCUCAAACUAUGUUAAAGAACUAAUAGCUCCCUGCUUGACUUCAAGGUUUCAGCUUCCAAAUGUGUCUGACCCUGGAUUAGCUGGAGCAAUUUAUCGGCCUUCGAUGUCGUUCAGAAGGUGGCUAUCCUACUGGAUAAAGAAACUGACAGCACAUGCAACUGGAUCCCGUGUAAGCAUAUUUGCUGCUUGCCGAGGCAUAGUGCGCCACGAUAUGCAGACAGCUACUUAUCUCUUACCAUAUUUAGUUCUGGAUGUUGUUUGCCAUGGGACUGAGGCAGCACGGCUUAGCAUUUCGGAAGAGAUCCUUUCUGUUCUUGAUGCUGCUGCGUCAGAAAAUAGUGGGGUGACGAUAAACAGCUUUGGUGUUGGUCAGAGUGAAGUUUGUGUUCAAGCUGUUUUCACACUUCUUGAUAACCUUGGGCAAUGGGUUGACGAUAUGAAGCAGGCAGUAGCACUCUCAUUGUCUCUGCAGUCAUCAAGCGGUAGGCAAGUAGCACCCAAGUUAAAAGACCAGGCUUCAAGUUCAACAACAGAACAUAACCAACUUCUUGUACAAUGUAAAAAUGUGUUGGAGCUUUUGCUUGCUAUUCCCAAGGUGACCCUUGCUAGGGCAUCAUUCAGGUGUCAAGCUUAUGCCAGGUCAUUGAUGUACCUCGAAUCCCAUGUGCGUGAAAAGUCAGGCUCCUUAAAUCCUGCAGCUGAGAAGACAGGCAUCUUUGAAAAUGCUGAUGUCUCUUCUCUGAUGGGAAUAUACAGCUGCGUUGACGAGCCUGAUGGUCUUUCGGGCUUUGCAAGUUUAAGCAAAUCGUUAAGUUUGCAAGACCAAUUGUUGAUAGAUAAGAAAUCUGGUAACUGGGCAGAAGUGUUUACAGCAUGUGAACAAGCCCUUCAGAUGGAACCGACAUCAGUUCAAAGACACUCAGAUGUUCUUAAUUGCUUACUUAACAUGUGCCACCAUCAGACAAUGGUCACUCAUGUUGAUGGACUAAUUUCCAGAGUACCUGAGUACAAGAAAACAUGGUGCACACAAGGUGUACAAGCUGCAUGGAGACUUGGAAAGUGGGACUUGAUGGAUGAGUAUCUUGGUGGAGCUGAUGAAGAAGGUCUACUCUUCAGUAGCUCAGAUAGUAAUGCCUCCUUUGACAGAGAUGUCGCAAAGAUUCUCCAAGCAAUGAUGAAGAAGGAUCAAUACUCUGUAGCUGAGAGAAUAGCAAUUUCUAAACAAGCUCUCAUUGCUCCUCUAGCUGCUGCAGGCAUGGACUCCUAUACACGAGCUUAUCCUUUUGUUGUCAAACUUCACUUGCUCAGGGAGCUAGAGGACUUCCAGGCGCUGCUUAAUGGGGAUUCAUAUUUGGAGAAAUCAUUUAGUACAAGUGAUCCGGUGUUUUCAAAAGUAGUAGGUAACUGGGAGAACCGGCUCAGGUUUACUCAAUCAUCAUUAUGGACAAGGGAACCGCUCUUAGCUUUCCGAAGGCUUGUCUUUGGUGCCGCUGGGCUUGGUGCACAAGUUGGGAACUGUUGGCUUCAAUAUGCAAAGCUUUGCCGUUUGGCUGGACACUAUGAGACAGCUCACAGGGCAAUUUUGGAAGCUCAGGCUUCUGGUGCACCUAAUGUUCACAUGGAAAAGGCAAAACUUCUUUGGAUCACUAGGCGUUCGGACAGUGCCAUUGUAGAGCUACAACAGUCUCUCCUGAAUAUGCCUGAGGGAGUUGUUGACUCCACUGUAAUAUCUUCUAUCAAUAGCUUAUUGAUGGCUCCCACAAAUCCAGAGCCAACAGUUCGUAACACACAAUCUUUCAAGGAGAAAAAGGAUGUUGCGAAGACUCUUCUUUUGUAUUCAAAAUGGAUCCAUUACAGUGGGCAAAAACAAAAGAAAGAUGUUUUAAAUCUUUACACCCAAGUCAAGGACUUGCAGCCCUGUGAAAAGGGAUAUUUCCACUUGGCUAAGUAUUAUGAUGAACUAUAUGUUGACGCAAGAAAGUGUCAACAAGAGAGCCUUGUAGUGAGCUCUGCAGGUAGCAAAAAAGGCUCUGUCUUGUCGAACUCGAGCACUGAGAAAGCAGGAUGGGAUUACCUUUUUAAGGGAAUGUAUUUCUAUGCUAAGGGACUUCACAGUGGGCACAAGAAUCUCUUUCAAGCACUUCCGAGGCUGUUGACACUGUGGUUUGACUUUGGUACUAUCUACCAAAUGAGUGGUUCAGCAGGAAAUAAGGAAUUAAAAAGUACUCAUAUGAAGAUAAUGAGUUUAAUGAGGGGCUGCUUAAAGGAUCUGCCAACCUAUCAAUGGUUAACUGUGUUGCCUCAGUUGGUUUCUAGAAUUUGUCACCAGAACGGGGAAACAGUACAAAUGGUCAAAAAUAUCAUCACUUCUGUUCUGCAUCAAUUUCCACAACAAGGGCUCUGGAUUAUGGCAGCUGUAUCAAAAUCUACUGUUCUUGCUAGGAGGGAAGCAGCUGCAGAAAUUAUACAAGGCGCACGAAAAGGUUUUAACCAAAGUGACAGAGGCCACAAUCUGUUCAUUCAGUUUGCUAGUUUGACUGAUCAUUUAAUAAAACUGUGCUUCCACGGGGGACAGCCAAGAUCCAAGAUCAUCAAUAUAGCGACUGAAUUCAGUGCCUUGAAAAGAAUGAUGCCGCUGGAUAUCAUCAUGCCAAUUCAACAAUCUCUCACCAUUAGCCUUCCAGCAUUCGAUAUGAACAACAAUGAACGACAACACUCUGCCAGUGUCUUUUCUGAUUCAGAUCUACCAACUAUCUCUGGUAUAGCUGAUGAAGCCGAGAUACUUUCAUCCCUUCAGCGCCCAAAGAAGAUAAUUCUACUGGGAAACGAUGGUGUUGAGUAUCCAUUCCUCUGCAAGCCCAAGGAUGAUCUCAGGAAAGAUGCUCGGAUGAUGGAAUUUACUGCAAUGAUAAACCGCUUACUGUGCAAAUAUCCCGAAAGCAGGCGAAGGAAGCUAUAUAUCCGCACCUUUGCAGUAGUUCCUCUGACUGAGGACUGUGGUAUGGUAGAGUGGGUUCCACAUACACGUGGACUCCGCCAUAUUCUACAAGAUAUAUACAUUUCUUGUGGGAGGUUUGAUCGGCAGAAAACAAAUCCUCAAAUUAAAAGAAUAUAUGAUCAGUGUGCUGUCAAAAAGGAGUCUGAGAUGCUGAAGACCAAGAUCCUCCCUAUGUUCCCUCCAGUUUUCCAUAAAUGGUUCUUGACAACGUUUUCUGAACCAGCUGCUUGGUUUAGGUCACGUGUUGCUUAUGCUCACACCACAGCAGUUUGGUCCAUGGUUGGGCACAUUGUUGGGCUUGGUGAUCGUCACGGAGAAAAUAUACUCUUCGAUUCUACUUCAGGUGACUGUGUUCACGUAGACUUCAGCUGCUUAUUUGACAAAGGCUUGCAACUGGAGAAGCCUGAGUUGGUGCCAUUCAGAUUGACCCAGAACAUGAUCGAUGGUCUGGGCAUCACUGGAUAUGAAGGCAUCUUCAUGAGGGUAUGUGAAAUCACUCUCACAGUGCUGAGGACGCAUAGGGAGACAUUGAUGAGCAUCCUGGAGACUUUCAUCCACGAUCCACUUGUUGAGUGGACAAAAUCACACAAAUCAAGCGGGGUAGAAGUUCAGAACCCGCAUGCUCAGAGGGCUAUAAGCAGCAUUGAAGCCCGUCUGCGGGGGGUGGUUGUCGGUGUUUCCUUACCAGUUGAGGGUCAGGCUCGCCGGUUGAUUGCAGAUGCAGUCUCACUUGAGAAUCUUGGGAAAAUGUACAUCUGGUGGAUGCCCUGGUUCUGA
Molecule: messenger RNA, 8007 nt
Organism: Microthlaspi erraticum
Lineage: Eukaryota; Viridiplantae; Streptophyta; Magnoliopsida; Brassicales; Brassicaceae
Source: the annotation of a GenBank genome assembly